UUGCUACAUUACUUUUACUAUACUACUAAUUGGAAUUUCAGGUAUCUUUGUGCAUAUGCCUAUUUUAUCUCAUUAACACAUAAUCGGGACAGGACUCUCUUCGUUCACGUGCCUGACUUCGACGACAAGGUUACUGAGGAAGUUAUGUUCAGCGCGCUUAGACUAAUUAUAAACGAAUGCAUUUCUGAAAUUGCUAAAAAAAAUGAAUAA
Molecule: messenger RNA, 210 nt
Organism: Enterobius vermicularis (human pinworm)
Lineage: Eukaryota; Metazoa; Nematoda; Chromadorea; Rhabditida; Oxyuridae
Source: the annotation of a GenBank genome assembly